CUUGCAGGUAGGGCUUGGUGGCUGCGCUCGCCGCGUGGCCGUUCGGUCCGGAGCGGGCCUGGUGGGCGGGGCCGGCGGCAGGCAGGGCGGGGCGGGGCGGGGCCGGCGGCUCUGGCCUGGGCGCGCGAGCGUCGCCUGCCUCGCGGGCCGCCCUGGGCCCCGGCCCCCGCCCCGCCCCCGCCUCGCGCGCCAACGCUUUCCGUGCGGUGCCGGCCUCGCAGAGAGGCGCGUCAGGCCAACAUGCGGGGCAGCCCGGCGCCCAGCUCGGCCUCGUCGUCGGCCUCCGACCUGAGCCGCAGCCCUGCGCACAGCAGGUCCGACUUGCGGCCCGGCACGGCGGGCGACUACAGCCUGAGCGCCAGCCUGUCGGCCUGCACGUUGCUUUCCGAGGGGGCCGUGGAACCCAUGCAGAUUGAUGUCGAUCCGCAGGAAGAUCCGCAGAACGCACCUGAUGUCAACUAUGUGGUGGAGAAUCCCACCCUGGAUCUGGAGCAGUAUGCAGCCAGCUACAGUGGCCUGAUGCGAAUUGAGCGACUACAGUUUAUUGCUGACCGUUGCCCUCCACUGAGGGUAGAGGCCUUGAAAAUGGCUCUAUCCUUCGUGCAGAGGACCUUCAAUGUGGACAUGUAUGAAGAGAUACACCGGAAGCUCUCCGAGGCUACCAGGGAGCUGCAGAAUGCACCUGAUGCCAUCCCUGAGAGUGGAGUGGAGCCCCCGCCCCUGGACACAGCCUGGGUGGAGGCCACUCGGAAGAAGGCUCUGUUGAAACUGGAGAAGCUGGACACGGACUUGAAGAACUAUAAGGGCAAUUCUAUCAAAGAGAGCAUCAGGCGCGGCCACGAUGACCUGGGUGAUCACUACCUGGACUGUGGGGACCUCAGCAAUGCCCUCAAAUGUUACUCACGAGCCCGAGACUACUGCACCAGUGCUAAGCAUGUCAUCAACAUGUGCCUCAACGUCAUCAAGGUCAGUGUCUACUUGCAAAAUUGGUCUCAUGUGUUAAGCUAUGUCAGCAAGGCCGAGUCUACUCCAGAGAUUGCUGAGCAGCGGGGAGAGCGGGACAGCCAGACGCAAGCCAUCCUCACCAAGCUCAAGUGUGCUGCAGGCUUGGCUGAGCUGGCCGCACGGAAGUAUAAGCAAGCAGCCAAGUGCUUCCUUCUGGCUUCCUUUGAUCACUGUGACUUCCCAGAGCUGCUGUCCCCCAGCAAUGUGGCUGUCUAUGGUGGCCUGUGUGCCUUAGCCACCUUUGACCGGCAGGAGCUGCAACGAAAUGUCAUCUCCAGCAGUUCCUUCAAGCUGUUCCUGGAGCUGGAGCCACAGGUCAGAGACAUCAUCUUCAAAUUCUAUGAAUCCAAGUAUGCCUCAUGCUUGAAGAUGCUGGACGAGAUGAAGGAUAACCUGCUCCUGGACAUGUACCUGGCCCCUCACGUCAGGACACUGUACACCCAGAUUCGUAACCGGGCUCUUAUCCAAUACUUCAGCCCCUAUGUGUCAGCUGAUAUGCACAAGAUGGCUGCAGCCUUCAACACAACAGUUGCAGCUCUGGAAGAUGAGCUGACACAGCUCAUUCUGGAGGGCCUUAUUAAUGCCCGCAUCGACUCACACAGCAAGAUACUGUAUGCUCGAGAUGUGGAUCAGCGUAGCACCACCUUUGAGAAGUCCCUGCUGAUGGGCAAGGAAUUCCAACGACGUGCCAAAGCUAUGAUUCUGAGAGCAGCUGUGCUCCGCAACCAGAUCCAUGUCAAGGUGAAGAGCCUGGGGUGCGAGGGAAUGGGCGGCACUCACACAGCCUCCACUGAACCCUCCCUGUCCACUGCAGUCUCCUCCUAGAGAAGGGAGCCAAGGGGAGCUGACUCCAGCCAACAGCCAGUCACGCAUGAGUACCAACAUGUGAAAGGCAUUCCUGUGACCGUCAGACCAUAGUCUGCACACCUACUCUGCCUGUGGAAGCAGCACCUGGGCCUCCUGCCUGCUUUCCUCAAGACGAGAGAGACCCCAGACUGUGUGUGGUUCAUUAGAGCAGUCUGGCCACUGGGGUGCCAGUUCGUUGGCCUUCCACGCUGAGGUACCCUCUGCAGUGGUAGGCAGCCUGCCCAUAUGGCCACUUGGGCCUGACUCUAAGUUUCUGCCCCAGUGAAACAGACCAUGUGCAAUUCCCAGGUAAGGGUACCUCAGACCCUUCCUGUCCAUGUAGUUCCGACUGCAGCAGUGUCUUAACUGAGUAGUCCAUUAAAGUACAAGUUGAUCAUUGC
Molecule: messenger RNA, 2252 nt
Organism: Mus musculus (house mouse)
Lineage: Eukaryota; Metazoa; Chordata; Mammalia; Rodentia; Muridae
Gene: Gps1
Product: G protein pathway suppressor 1
Exons: 13
Coding region: 241-1830 (529 amino acids)
Cellular component (GO): cytoplasm; COP9 signalosome; nucleus
Source: RefSeq, a predicted model, not a curated record